Messenger RNA from Fusarium musae, 1167 nucleotides. RefSeq lists its product as uncharacterized. The transcript is spliced from 2 exons. The record is from RefSeq and is a predicted model, not a curated record. NCBI's taxonomy places the organism in Eukaryota, Fungi, Ascomycota, Sordariomycetes, Hypocreales, Nectriaceae. Gene Ontology annotation, cellular component: plasma membrane. The coding region runs from base 1 to 1167 and encodes 388 amino acids. Gene Ontology annotation, biological process: peptide modification; carbohydrate metabolic process.
AUGACUCAACGAUAUAUCUCGAAUAACUUGCCUCCCCAGAAACUCGGUUCGGAUCCCAAAGAGCUCUUCACAUAUGCUCUUGAACUCGUCGUACGGCAUACGCCGCCUCGUGAGGUCUACCACGAACGCCACCUUGGCGGUCUCUUCAUGGGAUACACUGGUCUUGCUCACCUGUUCCUUCAACUGUCCGAACUAUACCCAGAUCUGAAAAUCUCUGGCCAAGACUUGCUGUCUUGGGCGAAACGCUACCUGGAAGGAGACCGUGGAAAGUUGGUCCUAGAGAAGGGCAACUGCGGCAUAUCGUCCGAGAAACUAUCAUUCGAAGCAGUAAGAGCGUGCAUAACCAAGGAGGAUGAUCACUUAAUAACCUUCCUGAGCAAUAUACCAAUACUUCUUGGUCCCUAUACGAGCCCCCAGGAAGAUACUUUUCCAUCAGAGAUACCCUAUGGGCGGGCCGGUGCAUUAUACAUGUUGCGUAUGGUGAAACACUGGGUUCCCAGGAGUAAGAGUCUCGUUGAAUCUCCGAUCAAGAGACUCACAGAGCGUAUUAUGGCCACCGAUGACGACGGCAGGGGUAAUUGGGAGUGGCAUGGGAAGAGGUACUUUGGAGCAGCUCAUGGUGACAUAGGUAUCAUCACACAGCUCGUUCUUUCAAACCCAUCACUCGCCCCACAACUUGCACGACGCGUGGAAAAGCUUCUCGAGCUUCAGGGUCCUGACGGGAAUUGGCCGUCGAGCCUGCGGAGCCUCAAGGAGGGCAAAGGCGCAAGUCUCAUUCAGUGGUGCCAUGGUGCCCCUGGUUUCUUGUAUUCGCUGACGUCCCUGCGCCCGUAUUUCCCUGACUUGCAAGAUCGUAUCGACUCAGCCAUCGAGAAAGGUCAGAGCAUAACCUGGAAGCAUGGUCUUCUCACCAAGGAGCCGUGCUUGUGCCAUGGAAUUUUUGGAAACGCAUUAGUGCUUCCCCGUGGACCUAAUCGACAACACUUCCUUGCACUGGCCACCGCUGAUGCAGUGGAGAAAGUGCGCCGACACGAUCCAAAGUUAUUCGAAUCUGCAUCUUAUGGCCACAAAGCCGCAGUCCUCAUGAACUAUCUGCCGAGUGCCGCGUGGACAUGGGCUGUUUGCGAACAUGAGCAUCCCCGGCUUAUCAUGUACAAUGAUGUGUAG